GCGCCUGCGGCUGUCGCGGACGCUGGCGGCCAAGGUGGAGCUGGUGGACAUCCAGCGCGAGGGCGCGCUGCGCUUCAUGGUGGCCGACGACGCAGCCACGGGCCCGGGCGGCACGGCCCAGUGGCAGAAGUGUCGCCUGCUCCUGCGCAGGGCGGUGGCCGGCGAGCGCUUCCGGCUCGAGUUCUUCGUGCCACCCAAGGCCUCCAGGCCCAAGGUCAGCAUCCCUCUCUCGGCCAUCAUCGAGGUCCGCACGACGAUGCCCCUGGAGAUGCCAGAAAAAGACAAUACGUUUGUGCUCAAGGUCGAGAAUGGAGCUGAGUAUAUCCUGGAGACCAUUGACUCACUGCAGAAGCACUCAUGGGUGGCUGAUAUCCAGGGCUGCGUGGACCCCGGGGACAGUGAGGAAGACACUGAGCUGUCCUGCACCCGGGGAGGCUGCCUGGCCAGCCGAGUGGCCUCCUGCAGCUGUGAGCUGCUGACGGAUGGGGACCUGCCCCGGCCCCCAGAGACAACAGCAGCCGUGGUGACAGCUCCACACAGCAGAGCCCGAGAUGGCGUCGGGGAGUCCCUGGUCCAUGUCCCGCUGGAGACCUUCCUGGAGACACUGGAGUCCUCGGGUGGCGGCGGCCAGGACAGCAAUAAUACAGGGGAGGAGGGAGCGGAGCCGGAGCCGGAGGCUGAGCCUGAGCUGGAGCUCUCCGACUACCCCUGGUUCCACGGGACGUUGUCACGGGUCAGGGCAGCUCAGCUGGUGCUAGCCGGCGGGCCCCGGAGCCACGGCCUCUUCGUGAUCCGCCAGAGUGAGACUCGGCCUGGGGAGUACGUGCUGACCUUCAACUUCCAGGGCAAGGCCAAGGCAAGUCAGCCGGGGCGUGGAGAGGGGGAGGCGGCA
Messenger RNA from Leptonychotes weddellii (Weddell seal), 892 nucleotides. NCBI's taxonomy places the organism in Eukaryota, Metazoa, Chordata, Mammalia, Carnivora, Phocidae. The record is from RefSeq and is a predicted model, not a curated record.